Procambarus clarkii (red swamp crayfish) is the source of this 3927-nucleotide messenger RNA. Lineage: Eukaryota; Metazoa; Arthropoda; Malacostraca; Decapoda; Cambaridae. The record is from RefSeq and is a predicted model, not a curated record.
GGCUCGACUGGGGUCAACAGGACGGGGCGGGGGGGUGGACACGACUUCCGAGGCCCACCUGGAUAUGGGUCGUGACCUCAAGUGGAGACGCUUGGCCCUCGCCCGUCUCCAGCAGUAUCGCGCCACCGAACUCGCCAGGUCAGCCCAGCUGACGGCGUACAAGACGGAGCACGCCAUUCCCCUGCAGGAGGAGGGCGAGGCAGAGCCCGGCGAGGACGAGCGAGGCCUGGAGAUCGAGGACGAGAUCACAGUGCCACCUCCGAGCGUCAGCGUGGACCAAGUGGAGACUCGCCUCUGGCGCCUCCUGGGCAAGGUGGAGCUGCAGGGGAGGAAGGUGAGGGUGAAGGUUCAGGAGGCCGCCGCCACCCAGGAGCGCCUGCUACACCAAGUGAACCAGUACCGUGCUGAGUGGGCCCAUCCUCCUCUCACCCUUACCCACCUGCCUCACCAUCUGAAUGUCCAGGUGUCUGACGAACUCGUGAAUGAAUUUUACUGCGAUUCCCUCGACCUGGAGGAGUCUGGAGAAGUGGAGAGUCCUACGAUGGGAGUAAGGCGAGGAGGUGGUGGUAGCAGCAGCAGGAGAGCCACCACCACCUGCAGCAGCAGGAGGGCCACCACCAGCAGUAGGAGAGCCACCACAAGCAGCAGCAGGAGGGCCAGAACUUCCUCAGAAGGCGGCAUCCCCACCAGCAGGAAGCUUGCCAAGGACAGCGAAGGAACGGACGUCCCGCCUCUAAGUCUGUGUGGAUCACCCCGGGUCGUGAAGACCGGCAAGACACCACGAGUCUCCGCCACAACCCACACCUCUACCACUCCACAAGCCACCAAGACCCAGCGGAGUGGUGGUCGUGGGCGGCGUAGCGUGCGGGAGACGCCGAAGCCGCCCCCAGCGCCUCGCCCUUCCCUCACCCUCAGCCAGGUGCAGCAGAUCCAGCGGGCCCGCACCACUCACCUCACCUUGCUCUCCCAGGUUCCUGAGCCACUGCAGGAGGCGGCACAGGAGGUAGAGGAAGCCCUUAGGAAGUGUGAAGGAGAAGUGGUAGGCGAGCGCGGGCGGCUGGCGUGGGCAGUGCUGAGGGCGGGACAACUGGUCCGAGAAAUAGGCGUCAGAGUGAGAUACAGGGACUCUGAGAAGAAGCUCCGGGUGGCACUGAAAGAGAAGAUCCAGGAGCAGCAGAUGGUGAAGGAUAAGGUGCUGGCUAUUCGUCAGAGGAUUGAGGAGUACGAGCGUGAGCAGGAGUGUCUGGUUGAGCUCGAGGAGGAGGUGGACCGCGCCUUCGCCAACCUUGUUACUGAUAACGCCCAGUUUGAGGUCCAGCUCACCCGCUACUUUGAGUCUUGUCCUACACCUGGCCUUGCUUGUCCUGAUUCAGCCUCGAGCAGCGGGGAGAGCGAGGGAGGCGAGGGUGGUGGCGACGACGACACAGGCGACGACGAUGACUCCGGCCUGGGCACGGACGAGGCCAGGACCGAGGGCUCCGUAGGACCCCGACCACCGGGCUGCGACCCGGCGGUCUUCUCCUUCCUCACUGUCCUCAGGGAACUCCGGUGGCGGGUGGCCGGGGCAGCGGAGAGGAGCCGUCGAGAGCGAGCCCUCGAGGAGCGGCGCCACGCUGCCGUCCUUCGUCGUCUGUUCAGAGCUAAUCACGUCGCUCACUCUGCCCUUGCGUCACUCACCGCUCUUCAGAGUGAGCGAGAGAGGGAACUGGGAGCCAUACCAUCAGUGGUGUGGUUGAGGCGUAGCCAGACUAGUGGAGACCUCACGCCUCUCACCCGCCUCCCGAUACCCAACACAGAGGUUGAUAGCAUGGCGGGUGUCAAGUGGAUGAGUGAUGGGAGUGGGUCUCAGGCCAAGCUGCUCUCCCUGGACCAUCUGCAGCAGCUGGAGCAGCAGGUGGCUCAGGCUAAGGUGGCCCAGGAGCUGGCCGCUCUCAGGCACAGGGAGGGACGAGCAGAGCGACGCGCCCUCACGCAGCAGGUGGAGCAGCUGAAGAAGGACCUCACUUCUUUACGGCACACUUACCAGGUGACAAAGGGGUGUAAGCUGGGUCCUGGAGGUGAAGCAGACAUGGGUAUCGUGCAGGAGAAGUUAGGUACCAGUCUUGACAUGCGCUGGCAGAGCAAGGUUGCCAGCCAGAUGACUCGUCAUGACACUACCAUGACACAGCUUCAGGCAGAUGUUGAGGGCCGAACAAGAGAGCUCCGAGCACUGCAGAAGGAGGAAGCAGCUCUGGCGGCCCACAUCUUGGCGCUGCGUCAGGAGAAGGAUCACCUCCUCUAUCACCUGACACACGCCUCUCCACCUUCCACAGGCAGAAAGCAAGAAAAACGAGGCGUUACUAAGGGCGCCGCCGGCAAGAGCAGGCAGGUGGGCGGGUGUGAGGAGGUGGAACGCCUAAGACUCACUGUGGCCAGGCAGGACGGUGCCAUCACAGCUCUCAGGCGUGAAAUUAAUGUCCUCCGCAGCAAGACAGGUUCCGUGGUGCUCCCCGGCCACCUGCCUUUGCCCGCAGCCAGUGAUGGCACCUCCAGUCCUCCUCUGCCACACACACACACUUCCACACAAGAAUCACACACACACAGAGAAACAAAGUCUGCUGAAGCAACACUCUUCGAGGCAAAUUCUCAGCCUUUGCCUGAACUGGACCUCGGUGAUGCUCCAGAAGAUAAUGUGGUCAGUCCAGGUAUUGGUGAUGAGAGCAUUUCAGACUCUGGUGAUGAGAACGGUGACACCAGUAUGUCAUCAGAGUUAUCUGAGUCAUAAUUCUGCUCAUCAGCUUAAAUGUUUACCAUAGUAAAUGUGCAAGGUUUGCAGCUGUAUCUUCGCCUGUUAUGAUAUUAAAAGUUUUACCUGCAUUAUAUAUUCGUAAGAAACUGCAGACUUAUUUUGAAAAAAGUAUGUCUGAUAAUGCAUAAAUAUUGAUUUGUAAAAUAUCCAAUAAGUUUAAGAUUAUAUACAGUAAUUAUAACAAAUUCAAUGUCAACCAUGAAAAUUACAACUUUAGGAUUUUUAUAUGAAAGUGGCCACAAUCUUGGUCAUUCUUGCAGAACACUAAAAUGUAUUGACAUUAAUAUUGCAUUUUCCUUUUUCCUUUAUUUAAAUUAAUUUUUUAAUAGCAUUUGGCAGGGAAGUCCAAAUGGAAUCAAAAUUUAAACAAUCUAUUUUUAAUGUUAAAAGGCGAAUGUUUCAAGAUGAAGCCAUAUUUAUCUAGCUUAAUGCCAUCGUAAAAUCUGAGGUUGGUACACAGAUCUUGGAAUACCUUAAAAAGUUGGACAAGAAGAUUGAAACGCUAGAAAAGUUAGCUAUGACAAGCAGACUGGGUGAAGUGGGGAGUGAGACGGGAGUGGAGGAAUGUAAGAGGAUGAAGUAUCGAUUAUGGAAGAUAGUCAGGAAAAUGAACUAUUCAUAAGUGAUGGCAGUGUUCAACCCUGUGGUGGAAAAUAUUGACACAAAAGUUAAAGUCAAACGGUUUAGAAAAAUAGAAAUUGAAGACAUAGUUGAGAAUAGAAUCACCUUUGAUGUUAGUAGCUGCACAAGUGAGGAGAAAAGAGCUGUGUAACGUUGUUGGGAGUUUCUGUAUAAGGGGGUUAUGGUUCUCAAUAAAUUUACAGACAACGGUAAAGUUAGGGAGUUUGUAACUCUUCGUGGAAAAAAUAUGGUGCAUUUUCAACCCUGGAACGUUAACGGGUUGAAAAAUAGAGCGGUGAACGUGCACUAUUAUUAUAUUCUCAGAAUAUUGACUUGGUAUGAUGGAGAGAAUUUAUGGGAGGAUCAGACAGUUUGACCCAAGAGAUUAAGUACUAAGAUUCUUGUAAUAUAUUUUGUAAUAUGUACUAUGUGAUGACUAUUGAAUUAAGGUAUAUGUAUUUGUACUGUAUAUUAUUAUUUGUUAACUGUAUGGAAUUGUGAGCCCCUUGAGGGACUUG